AUGGUUAAUUUAGCAUUGGGACCUUCUAGAAAUGGUGGAUCUUCGACCAGAGGUGGUGAACUUCAUACGACGAAGCAAGGUGGUGUACAUAAAAAAAUUACGACUGCAACAGUAAUUCGUGCCAAAGGACGAGGAAAAACAACAAGAGGUGGUCGAAAAGUAGAAUUAGCGGAUGAAACAAAUAACACGAUUUCGUCGUCCACCGCUGUUGCUGCUCCUGAACACAUUAGUUUAGGUAAAAAAGAUAUAAUAUCUUUUAAAAAAGAAACUACAAAAGAAAAUUCAAUUAUUUUUGAAAAGAAUAAUGAUCAAACGGAUAUUAUUGGAAAAAUGCUUUAUCAAGCAAAAAGUACUGAUCAAACUAAUUCCAAUGCUAAACUUGAUCUUGUAAUGCUUACCGACCUUCAACCAGAUCCUGAUGUUGUAAAACCAAAAGGAAAAAGUGUUGUUAAAAAAUCCACAAAAAGAAAUGAUGCAAGUGCCAAUAUAUCAAAAGUUGUAACAUAUAUUAGACCUGGUCAUCCACCUCCGGAAGUUUCAAUUGGAAAUAGUAAUGAACCAGGAAUUCCUCUUCUAAAAAGAGUUACUCAUCUCAUUGCAGUUGAGGAUCUUAACACUGAAAAAAUUGCUAUGAAAGUUAGAGAUUCAAUAUUAAAUGUGGAACAGAUAUUAAAUGAGAAUGCAAUAUUACGAAAUGGAAUUUGGAAACUCAAAAGAGAAAUGUGGUUAAAAUUAGAUCCUUAUAAUUUUAAACCAUAUAAUUCAUCACAAAUUGCAAAUGUUGUACAAAAAAUGAAUAGUGUAGCAGAUGAAUUAGGAUAUCCAGCAGAUGCACCUGAAAGACCAAAUCCACCAAAACCAAAAUUACCUAUUAAUUUUUCAACUGUUAAUUUUGAACUUGGUGAAUCCAGUCAAAAACAUGAUUCAGACACUUCAAUUAUUCCAGCGGAGAAUUCCCAUCAAUCAUAUGAAGGAAAAACAACUCGUGGUGGGGGAGGUAAAACAAUUCGUGGUGGACGAGGUAAUCGAGGUCGUGGAGCUAAAACAACAACAAAUAAUAUAAUUCCCACUUCAGAAGAUCAAUCCGUAACAAAUCCUACUCGAGGUAGGAGAGGAAGACCUAAAAAUUCAACUCGUGGUGUUAAAACUACAAAUGCAAACCAAAAAACUAAUUCAUCUACUAUGGAAACCACAUCUGUUGUAAAAACCAAGCCUACCAUGACAACUUCAACCUCAUCUGAUAUAACGCCUAAAUCUACUGCGACAACGACCACAUCUACUAUAAUAACAACCAUAUCUAAAGAUAAUAAAGAUAAUAUUUUACCCGCGGGUGACAAAAUGACUCAACAAAAUAAAUACCGAGUGGAAACUCUGAAUAGUUAUCAAGGAGUUUCUGAGGAAUGA
Diversispora eburnea is the source of this 1404-nucleotide messenger RNA. The record is from the annotation of a GenBank genome assembly. Lineage: Eukaryota; Fungi; Glomeromycota; Glomeromycetes; Diversisporales; Diversisporaceae.